UCUGUGUUCAGAGUAGAGCAGCACAGCUGUAGGUAAUUAGAUAUCCUGGUUAGUAGUAGUACUGAAGUGACCUGACCUGCCUUGUGCUUGUCCUGUCACUCACUGCCAAUACCAGUCCUUAAUCAAGUAGCACCCAACAGUAGCUGUUUUGGCUUUUUGAAAAAAAAUAAUAAGUUUGAACAGUGUUGAUGUGAUUACAGUACAGUGGAUGGAGAUGGGAUGGGAUGGGAUGGGAUCUUUAUCAGAAGAGCUAGUUGAUACUUGAUCAUGCAAAUGGCCCUGCAGUUAUGAUUACCUAAUAUUAAUUUUUUUAUAUAUAUGGAAGCUUUGUGGAGUGAAUAUUUGGUAGACUUGUUUUAAGCCUUGCCUGCUUUUCUAUAUUAGACACCAAUCCCAAUAUGUUGAACAGCUCUAGAAAGGAGUGAAAAUGGAUAUGGGUAUAUAUCUAGAUGGUUUCUGGGAUGUUUUGUUUGAUCUGGGUAACUGUUUAUAGCAAAAUUUUGCUCUCAGGGAUUGACUUGCUGAAGUUUUGAAGUUUGAAUUUCUGUUCUUACUGGAAGCUUCUAUCAAAUAGGUAAGUGGGUGUUUUUGAGGCUUUUGAGGAACCCAAUGAUUAAGCUGUGAGAUUCUCAGUGCAGAGCAAGCUCAAGUUCCAUGAAAUUUUUGCAGUGAAAUCAUAAGCAUUUCGGUUGUAUUCUUUAUGCUGGUGUUGAAACUUAGGAGGCCUGUAAUAGAACCUUGACUGCAAGGUUUGGUAGGUAGUGAAAUCCAUGAAUAAUACUAAUAAUAAUAGCUGGCUUGCAUUCUCCCUCUCACCCCACUUAGCAGUAGAGGCUGGGGGUAGGGAUCCUCCUCAUGAGUCUUCUGCGCAGUCAGCUUCAAGUAGCUUCUGUAAUUUGCAGGCUUCUUCUCAGAUGCCUCGUUCAACUAUCACUUAUCACAGCUAUGGAGAAAGUGGAGGGGGUCCAUUUUAUACUACUAUGCCCUUGAGGUCUGAUGGUUCUCUCUGUAUCAUGGAGGUCCUCAGCAGGUCUCAAACAGAAGAUUGGAAUGAUUUGAAGCCACCUGGACUGCAACCAGCAGGCCUUCAAUCAAACAUGAUGGACAGAAGGCUUUCUAGAGUACAAGCUACACGGUAUGACAUGGCUCAAAAGAAUUCAGGAGAUCAUGUGAGCCCUAAACUGGAGGACUUCUUAGGCCAGUAUUCCAGUAACAGAGACUCAGUGCCUCUGAGCAUGGAGGGCAUGUAUUAUGAACAACAUAAUGGUCCUUCUGGUUUUGAUAGGGAUUCCUGCAACUCAAGGAUCAAUGUUAACCAGCUUCCACUAUCGCGGCCCAUGGAAGUUCCAUCUCCUUGGAACAACAACACCUAUGAAACUGCAAUGCAGGAGCAGCCUAAUCUGUUGUUUCAGGCUGCAUUGGAGCAUGAUGAUGAUGAGUCAUCCAAGGAGAGCAUGUUUGCAGAUUGCAGUCUUCAGUUCAAUCCUCACCAUGGGGGAGAAAUCAUGGACAAUGCUGUCGGUAUAUCUGCUAUGAAACCAUGGUUUAGACAAUACCCCACAGACAUGAAGGAUGACGAUAACAGCAAUAACAAUAGUGGCAGUAAUUUUCAAUCACAGGCAGCCUUGACCUUAACCAUGAGUCCUGGAUCCCAGUCUAGUGCUGUUACUGUUAUUCCACAGUCAACUAAUACUGAUUGUGUUACAGUUGAAACCAGGAAAAGAGGGGCAGGUGGAAGGUCUAGGCAACCUGUUCCUAGAAAAUCCAUUGAUACAUUUGGCCAAAGGACUUCUCAGUACCGUGGAGUUACAAGGCACAGAUGGACUGGUCGGUAUGAAGCUCACCUCUGGGACAAUAGCUGCAAGAAAGAAGGCCAAACAAGGAAAGGAAGACAAGUCUACUUGGGAGGAUAUGAUAAAGAAGAGAAGGCUGCAAGAUCAUAUGACCUGGCUGCUCUCAAGUACUGGGGGCCUACUACUCACAUAAACUUCCCGUUGAGCACUUAUGAGAAGGAGCUUGAAGAGAUGAAGCCCAUGACAAGGCAGGAGUAUGUUGCAAAUUUAAGAAGAAAAAGCAGUGGAUUUUCCAGGGGAGCAUCCAUGUACAGAGGAGUAACUAGGCAUCACCAGCAUGGGAGAUGGCAGGCACGCAUUGGUAGAGUUGCAGGAAACAAGGACCUUUAUCUUGGAACUUUCAGUACGCAGGAGGAGGCGGCAGAAGCCUACGACAUAGCGGCCAUAAAAUUCCGCGGCGUGAACGCAGUGACAAACUUCGACAUCAGCAAAUACGACGUCCAAAAGAUCUCCGACUGCACUACUUUGCCAUCCCCUGAACUGGCCCGGCGGAGCAAAGAAAUCACAGACAACGGCGGCGCCACCGCAAGCACCUCUCCGCCGCUCCAGAUCAGCAACAGAGAAACCGAUAAAAUCGAACAGAGCUGGGAAAUAAUGGCGGUCGACGAGCAGGAGCGCCGCCGCUGCGAGAACGGAAGCACACAUACACAAUCGGAAGAAGAGAAGCCCGCAGAGGUUUUACGCAACCAGCAACACAUGGCCGCCGUUUUGCACAAUCUGAUUGUGCAGCAAAACGGCGAAUUGACUGACAUUUCUGCUGGUACAACCGAUGUGCUACAGGUCAGGGGUUCGAGUCACAGCUCAAGCCCAGGGCAUUCUCAGGACGGCACUGUGCACGAAAAUGUGCAGCUACAGGGCGAAUUUUCGCCUGCUUUGCUUCUCUUCUCCACAUCUAAACACGAUCCCUCACCUGGAGGAAACUAUGAAUCGAAUACUACUAAAACUAACAGCUGGAUUCAACAGCCUGUUCCUCAUCACCAUCAUUUACCAAUGUUUGCAGCUUGGAACAGCACGUAACCCGAUCUGCCACUUGUCUUGAUACGCCAAACAGAAAACGAGAUCUGAUUUGUUUUAGUUACAGAAAUUCUGCGACCGUUUUGAAAUUCAUGUGGGUUGCAGCAGAAGCACGAUCUCGUAUCUGGAAUGAAUUGGUUUUUCUUCAUUUUGUUUUUUCUUGCGAAGAAAAACCUGUAAAAGCACAGUAUUAAAUAUAUGGUAUACGAUGUAAAGAUUUGAUCUCUCUCAGGCAAUCUGUAUUUGAUACAAUUUUUCAA
Messenger RNA from Cryptomeria japonica (Japanese cedar), 3127 nucleotides. Its product is annotated as AP2-like ethylene-responsive transcription factor ANT. Gene Ontology annotation, molecular function: DNA-binding transcription factor activity; DNA binding. The transcript has 9 exons. Lineage: Eukaryota; Viridiplantae; Streptophyta; Pinopsida; Cupressales; Cupressaceae. Gene Ontology annotation, biological process: regulation of DNA-templated transcription. The record is from RefSeq and is a predicted model, not a curated record. The coding region runs from base 771 to 2870 and encodes 699 amino acids.